Molecule: messenger RNA, 2631 nt
Organism: Sabethes cyaneus
Lineage: Eukaryota; Metazoa; Arthropoda; Insecta; Diptera; Culicidae
Gene: Vps33B
Product: vacuolar protein sorting-associated protein 33B
Exons: 5
Coding region: 566-2518 (650 amino acids)
Biological process (GO): vesicle-mediated transport; intracellular protein transport
Cellular component (GO): lysosome; CORVET complex
Source: RefSeq, a predicted model, not a curated record
CAAAGUGCGAUUGCGGAUGUAUAACAAGCCGAAAAUGUGGUUACAAUUAAUUAUUACUAAAUGUUUGAUUAUCUUAGAAGUUUCAACUUAACGCUAAAGUCAUUACGUGCUAAUUAUUAUAUACUUAUCGUCAUCUAAACCUAAAUUGAUUAUUAUAUGCUAGUUCCUAGUGCUACUUACAUACAAAGUACUUAAACCUACAGUACGGAUAUAGUACGGACUUGAGGAAGGUAGAAGAAGACUAAACGGAUUUUAUAACGCGCUUCACAUCAUCAUCAAAUAUACGUGUUACAAAACCGAAAACAACCUCUUCUCUAUCCCGUCCAGUUGCUACUGUAACAAUGCACAUUCAGCUGGUGUUCGUGGGGAUUGGAGAACGGCAGCCCAGGACCGACGGUACUGGAGGACCAUAAUUCGUUCGGCGCAGGAUCGGUAACGGAAUGUUGCUACUAAAGUAAAAGUAAAGUUUUUAUACUUUUUACAUCAGGAGUAUCGAGUAUUCAUUUCGGUACGUUUUUCAUGUGCAAUUCAAUAAAUUGUGGCUUCGCCCAAAGGAUAUUUACUAAUGGAUUCAAUGUUAAGUAAAAAGUUGUACGGAUUUCGCCAAAUUGCACAAGAGAAACUGCAGCAUAUCCUCUACUCAAUCCCAUUGGAAAAAGAUUUGGUGAUCGAGCCGGCCCUAAUCAAACCACUCGAGCAUAUUGUCGGAGCAUCCUGGCUAAAGAAAAAAGGCAUCGACAAAAUCUACAAAUUUGACCCGAAGAACGCUCCACCGAAACGGAAACAGUUUCUCUAUUUACUCACUUCUGAUCUGCUUGUGUUCAAAAAUGCGCUUGAUCAAAUCAACAGCUAUCAGAGUCAAACCUCGACCAGCCUCUUGGUGGCCGAAGCAGACAAAGGCAACAAGCAGUACCACGUGGUCGUUUUCCCGCUUGUUCUGGCCAGCUUUGAACAGUUGCUGGAGGAAGAAGGCCUGUACGGAUCGGUUGAAUUGUACAGUUUUCAGUGGGAUUUUAUAGUAUUCGAUCAAGGCCUGCUCAGCCUGGAGUUACCGAACGUUUUUCCGGAUGUUUUCGUGCGGCAGGACUGUUCUCUGCUGGGUUCGAUUGCACAAAGUUUGCGAAUUUUUCAAAUGGUCAUGGGCCGUCCGAAUCUGGUGUUCAGCUUGGGAGGGAAUGCUGAAAAAAUAGUGCAAAUGAUGCAGACUAUCGAAGGGGAUAGGAAGGAAAAAAGUGGCGAAACGAAAGAAAAUCCGGAUUUUAGUGUCAUGUUGAUCGUUGAUCGCGAUCGGGAUUAUCCCUCGUGUUUGCUAACGCCAGUCGUCUAUGCCGGUUUACUGCUGGAGAUACACAAGUUUAACUCGGGGUCUUUAACGGUUGACACAACCGGAAACAAAAUCCAGAGUGGAAAAUUGGCUUUUCUGCAAAAUGACAGCGGGACGAAGUCUAAACAGCAAACUACGCACCUCACAAUGAACGGAACGCACGAUUUAAUCUAUCAGGAGAAUCGAUAUCGACAUUUUUCGGAGGUAAUUGGUUUGUUAAGUUCCCAGGCAAAAGCUCUAGGCCUGGAGGGGAAAAUAUAUUCGAAAGAUAUGAAACUAUCGGAAAUGAAGGAUUACGUUACAAACAAAUUACCAAAAGUGGCUGCCCAAAAGAAAGAACUUUUCAAACAUUUGCUCCUUUGUGAAACGAUUGUUGAAGAAAUUGGAGCAAACUUCGAGAAACUACAACUAAUUGAGGAAAGCAUUCUGACCAAUACAAAUCGAAAGCAAAUUCUGACUUAUAUAGACGAACAGCUAGCAGCCGAUGCGCACAAAUACAAUACAUUACGGUUGAUUUGUUUAUAUCAUGUCACCGUCGGGCUAACGAGCGAAGACAUCACCAAACUGAUGACCGCAUAUCUAAAUGCCUUUGGGUAUCCACUGCUGACGGUUUUUCACAAUCUGUUUCAAGCAAAACUAUUUCCAGACACAACCAAUCUAACGAAAACGAAAAUCCUAUCGCAAAUAUCUAUACCUAUUCUGAAAUCUCCGUUUCAAAUUGAAGCCAAUAAACUGAAACUUCUACCAACCGAUCCACUGCAGAGCUCCGAAUCAGGUGCAUCUUCCAGCGGUCAAACCGGUGGAGGCACAGGCAAAAAACAGUGCCCUAGUUACGUUUUCAACGGAAACUACAUCCCACUGAUUGCCCAGCUAAGCCAGAUUAUCCUCAGCGGAAACAGUUUCGAAGAUCUGUUCAACCGUCUCGGACAUCUGGAACGACUCAAACUGGGCGGUGGCAAGAGUUUCGCCCCAAAGACACUGCGCGAGCUGUCGAUAACCAGCGCCAAAGGUGACAUCAACCAGCUGCUUCCACUGAAAACGAAAACGAUAUUCGUGUUCGUGGUCGGUGGUCUCAGCUAUGCCGAGAUAGCCGCUUGUCAGCUGGUGGAGAAACUAACCGGUGGCAAAAUAGUGCUGGCCUCGGAUUCCAUUCAAUCCGGAUGUGAUAUAAUCGAAAGUAUUGUUGGAUGUUAGGUAUUGAUUUAAAAGAAACUAUUUUUUGUUAAAGUUAUUAAUUUACCAAAAUGAAUAAAAUUACAAAAUUGAAUUCAAUUUUUUAGAAAACGUUUUUCGGCGUUUGUACUAAU